AUGCUCUUGUUCCUCUAUCUCUCUCUCAAACACACUCUCUCUUUCUUUCUCUCUCUCUCUCUCUCUCUCUCUCUCAUUUGGAUGCUUUUUUCUGUUGUUUCUCGAUAUUUGAUUUCAUUCUUUCUUUUCUAUCUAUAUCCCUCACUUACUUUUACGGCCACCAACCGAACUGAUGAUAAGCUCUCUCUACAUGGUUUAUUCAAUUGUGUAACACCAUUUGCAGUUCUCUUUCUCUGUCUUACUCUCCUUUUUCUUGUCUUCCCUUUUCGCUUUUUUUCUACUCGCAAAAUAUCUCUUUCUGUCUUUCAUUUUUCCUUUCUUUUUUUUAAAAUUUCUUUCUAUCUUUUUUCUUUUCUUCUUCUACCUCCCUUUUCCGCCUUUCUUCCACUUCAUUUUACACUCUCUUCCUUUCUUAACCUGCGGUUUUUCCCUGUCAUUCUGUUUUUCUUUUUGGAUAUUUACCUUCAUUUCUCUCUCGCCCUUUGUCAGACUCUUCAUCUUUCUUUAGUAAUAUCACGUCUUUUCUUUCUCUCUUUUUUCCUAUCUAUAUUUUCUUUUUUACGUAGUCCGCUUUUCCUUUCUCUUUUAUUUUCAUGCUGUGGUUUCAUUAAACGUCUCUUUCUCACUCUCAGGGAUUUCUUUUCUCUGUUCCUCUUUUUGCAUAUUUCUCUUCAUUUCUUUCUCACUCACUGGCAGAUUUUUCUCUUUUUUUUUCUCAGAAAACGUCUUUCUUUCUUUUUAAGUCUUUCCUUCUAA
This is a messenger RNA of Acanthosepion pharaonis, 756 nucleotides long. Lineage: Eukaryota; Metazoa; Mollusca; Cephalopoda; Sepiida; Sepiidae. The record is from the annotation of a GenBank genome assembly.